This is a messenger RNA of Carica papaya (papaya), 2414 nucleotides long. Lineage: Eukaryota; Viridiplantae; Streptophyta; Magnoliopsida; Brassicales; Caricaceae. The record is from RefSeq and is a predicted model, not a curated record.
AAGAGCAACCAAACCGGAAGCUAAGAGCAACCACCACCAAUCCAAAAAACGAAUCAUCAACCGUUUGGAGAGCAACUUACCGACGAACAUUUUCUCUAAUCUUCAAGCAACAGCUUCCUUCACUUCAGAUCUUCUUCUUCUUCAACUUGAAUCUUCUCUUUCUCUUUCUCUUUCUCUCUCUCCCUUGCUUUUAGGUUUGCUGCUCUCUGUUAUUUAUCACCGUGUCCUAGAGAUCACCGUCUCACACGCUUUGCUUUUUUUUUUUUGUGUGUGUCUUUCACUCUCUUCUGUGGUACCUUCGUUUUCUCUCUUGACUCUCGAUCCGUCGGUUAAAUUUUCUUUGUUUUGAAUUAAUAUCUGUUGCGCAUUUUUGUUGUUUGUUAACUUGUAGUUUGGAACUUGUGUUGGAGGAGCCAACAAUGGCGGUUUCUGGCGUGAUAACGCCUGGACAGGUAUCUUUUCUGCUUGGAAUAAUUCCAGUUUUUAUUACAUGGAUAUAUUCAGAGAUGUUAGAAUACAAAAAGGCUUCGUCUCCCUUGAAAGUUCACUCAGACAAUAAUCUGGUUGAAUUGGGGGAGGGGACAACUAAAGAUGAUGACCGGGCUGUUUUGCUUGAAGGAGGUCUGACAAGAUCAGCAUCAGCAAAGUUUCAUGGUUCAUCUAUCAAAACAAACUUAAUUAGGUUCUUGACUAUGGAAGACUCUUUCUUGCUCGAAAAUCGAUCAACUUUAAGAGCAAUGUCUGAAUUUGGGGCAAUUUUAAUGUACUUCUAUAUAUGUGACCGCACAAAUUUGCUAAGAGACUCUACAAAGAAUUACAAUCGCGACCUCUUCAUCUUCCUCUACAGUCUUCUCAUCAUAGUAUCUGCUAUGACUUCUUUGAGAAACACAAUGACAGUCACCAAUCACGUUCUGUUUUUAAUGUAUCAUUACUUUGCUGCUGCGGAGAUAUACAAUGCUAUACGAAUCUUUAUUGCUGCAUAUGUCUGGAUGACUGGAUUUGGGAACUUCUCUUAUUAUUAUGUUAGAAAGGAUUUCUCUACUGCACGGUUUGCUCAGAUGAUGUGGCGACUUAAUUUCUUUGUUGCAUUUUGCUGUGUUAUUCUCAACAAUGACUAUAUGCUAUACUACAUCUGCCCGAUGCAUACACUUUUCACUUUAAUGGUGUAUGGAGCCCUUGGUGUUUUCAGCAAGUAUAAUGAGAUAGGAUCAGUGAUGGCUGUAAAGAUCGUUUCAUGCUUUCUUGUGGUUAUCUUGAUUUGGGAAAUCCCUGGAGUUUUUGACAUCUUCUGGGGUCCAUUGACAUUCAUACUAGGGUAUGCUGAUCCUGCGAAACCUGAUCUUUCUCAGUUGCAUGAGUGGCACUUCAGAUCUGGGCUUGAUCGCUAUAUAUGGAUAAUUGGAAUGAUAUAUGCCUAUUUUCACCCCACUGUAGAGAAAUGGAUGGAGAAAUUGGAGGAAUGUGAAACUAAGAGAAAGCUCUCAAUCAAAACAAGCAUAGUGGCGGUUUCUUUAUUUGUCGGCUAUGUGUGGUAUGAAUGGAUUUAUAAGCUAGAUAAGGUGACUUACAACAAGUACCAUCCCUACACAUCAUGGAUUCCCAUAACUGUUUACAUUUGCUUGAGGAAUUUCACCCAGCAGCUUCGGAAUGUCUCUUUGACCCUUUUGGCAUGGCUUGGGAAGAUAACUCUGGAGACAUAUAUUUCUCAAUUUCAUAUAUGGUUGAGAUCGAACAUACCCAAUGGACAACCUAAGUGGCUCCUUUCUAUUAUCCCAGAAUAUCCAUUGCUCAACUUCAUGCUGACAACUGCAAUUUAUAUCUUGGUAUCUCAUCGGCUGUUUGAGUUAACCAACGCUCUCAAAGCCAUUUUUGUACCAACAAAAGACAAUAAACGGCUCCUACAUAAUCUUCUAGCGGGGGCUGCUAUCUCAGUGUGUUUAUAUUGUAUCUCACUCAUUCUUCUUCAGAUCCCUCAUUCUGCGGCGUGACAAGUAAAAACCGGAAAAAAGCUGCUACAAGUUUUUCGGAUGAGGUAACACAAAGGAAAUAUAAGUCAGGUAAAAUAAGAGGACUUCAAAGAUGCUUUCGGAAAUUUACUUACAAGCCAAGCAUCUCGGAAGACUUCCAGCGAGAACACCCUCCAUUUGUGUGCCUAGAAUCAGAUAGAGGUUGGCUUCAAAGUACUUGCGGGACAGGGAAAAUGAUAGUAAGGUGAUUCUUUUGGUGGGGGAAAAUGAUAAUUUUUUUUUUCAAUAUUGCAAUUUUCCAUCAUAUUCUUUUUCUUUUUUUUUUCUCUAAUACCCUUUUGGGUCAGUCAAUGAAAAAAAUGUAGAUUCUUGUAUUAUGUUGUCGAAUAGACAAAGAUUCAAUGCUUAUGCAAUUUUUAUGGUUAAACACUCAAAUUUUUCCGGGAA